Molecule: messenger RNA, 1170 nt
Organism: Fusarium coffeatum
Lineage: Eukaryota; Fungi; Ascomycota; Sordariomycetes; Hypocreales; Nectriaceae
Exons: 3
Coding region: 1-1170 (389 amino acids)
Source: RefSeq, a predicted model, not a curated record
AUGCCGAGAAAAAAAGACAAGAAGAUGGUUGAACACGCCUCAAACUCUGAGCAAGACUACAAGCAGCAAGGCUUUUCAGAAACCCCGCUCAGCAACAAGCCAUCGACCUGUGUCUUUGACCCCAACGGUGAUACAUGUAUUGUUCUUUGCACAGACAUUGCGCAGAACUUCGAGUGGUGGGCAGAUGAAAUCUGCGUAAUAGAAGAUGCGCCAGCCGACGAGAUUCAAAUAGAUUUGGACAAAGUAACUUUCACAAAUCUUAGUAUUGAAGAGCCUUCUGUUCCGGAUUAUCAAGAUGACGAGACGGAUAGUGGGCAUAGAGAGGCUGGUACGAGUAGCGAUAGCACAAACCUACCGGGAGAGGACUCGCACGAUCAAGAGAUAUGUGCACCUAGACCUGAGAAGACCGAGGUUUGCAUGCUUGUCUCGGGAAAGCAUUUGGAACUAGCUUCCCCAAUCUUCAAAACCAUGAUUACUGGUCCCUUCGCAGAGGGACAAGCAGAUCCAUCAGGCAUCCGAAAUAUCACAGCGAGCGACUGGGAUCCCGAAGCUUUCAAAAUUAUCCUUACUAUCAUUCAUGGAUACCAUCGAGAUGUACCAAGAUUAGUUAGCCUUGAAAUGCUUGUCAAAGUGGCUAUGAUUGUGGACUACUACCAAUGUCUUGAGAGCGUCGAGGUAUACACGGACAUGUGGCUUGAGGGUUUGAGGUCAGACUUCCCGAAGGUCUAUGGACGGGACUGCAUACUUUUCCUUUUCACAUCUUGGGCUUUAUCAAAGCAAGCUGAUGUUCUUGAGGAGAUCAACGUAGCACGCCAAAGCAGCCUGGCCGAAGCCUUUUCAGCAAUGUACGAGCUCCUUGACCGUCUUCAAGAAGAAGACGAGUGCUCUUUUGAGUGUUCAUCUUUACUUCUCGGUGUUCUAACCAAAGAACUAAAACGUCGUGGGAUUCUGCAUCCGCGACUUGACCCGCCGUUCGAGCGUUUCAGUAUUGAAGGGUUCAAAAACAUGAUAGAUGCAUUGAGAAGACCUCAGUGGUACGGCACUAAUUGUUACAGAUAUGGCUGUUGCAUUCAGAACAAGUUGUCUGAGCCGUUCGAAAAGAUGGAAAGUAACCUGCCUACCUUCUCUCUGCAGGACUUCCAGGUUGUCAAGCGGCCUGCUCGCGUCUAG